CAAACACUCCAAGCCACCCUACCCACGCCUUCAACACCAUCAAGUUGGUCGAUGAUCGCAUCGGUCCAUGGAUUCGUAGGCAAACCGGCGACAAACACAGCCGAAUAGCUGACGUGUUUCCUUCUGCGCCUGGGACGACGCCACCUCAAAACAGAAUCGCAAUAUCUUUCCCGUCUACUACAACAGCGCGUUGGCAUCGUGGAACGUGAUUUGUUGCGAAGGUGUUGCCUCAUGAAGCUCUCUUCGCAUAGGUGGAUAUUUCUGCGGGCGAAACCUUUAUGGAAUUCUCAGUUUUCCAUCCACGGAACGUUCAGGUGGCAUUCGCAUGCAAGAUGGUAUUCUUCGAGUACACGUGCGAUCAUUGAGAACGAAAAAGAGAAUGAAGCUUUCAAAACAUUCGACGUAACUUGCGGCGCCGCUGGCACCAUUGCAGUAGAGUACGCAUUCUCUCUUGUUCUGUCCCAAAUAUAUACAUAGACACCCGUCCUAUCUGGGAGUCUGUACACGUGACCUGACUCCAUUUCUUCAUCCACUCCUUGCGCGAGACUUGUCUGCUUCCAUGAAAUUUCACUGACCAAUACCCAGUCUAUACAACUUGGAUUUACUUUCAAAACCUACAACACCACUCUUCAUCUACCUACCACCAACAGGAUGUCAUCUGCGAGAAAGCCAUCCUCCAAUUCCAUCAUUUCUUCUCUCCCCUUCCGCGGCCAUAGCACGUAUAAACUACCGAUGGAACCAUUUGUCCUCAUCACCUCGUCAAGUUUCUACCGAUGCUGACGAACCUUCUUCUUCGCCAUCGACACCAAACCUGCUCACAUCGGACCCCGGGUACGCCAAUCACCCAUUCCCAACACCACUUCAUGAUACCCUACAUGCAUUCUCUUUCCUUACAGACUCCCUAUUACCAUCUUACUCGCCCGAUUCUGCAAAACCCAAGACAAAUGGAGCUUCUCCUACAAAGAAAUCAGUAUGGGCAACACCUCCACCAACACCCUCGAAAACUAUCCAGAGACCAAUCAUAAUCUAUGGCUCCUGCUUAGGCGGAACCUUGGCGGCCUCUCUAGGCCUAACCGAAUCCCAGGUCUCCAAAACCCUUUCAUACCAAAUCUCAGGCGUAAUCUCCAAGAAUGGCAUCUUCGACUGGACAGAAUUUGGUAGUACCCCACCACCAGAAGGCGAAGCCCCUUCCCAGGCCGAAGACUUCGAGUCCUGGGACACGAGAAAACUACACAGGAUAAAAAAACACCUAUUCUCCGAUCCAGCAGGGACAUUCGACUGCUUCGUCUCGCCAGCACUAUUCUUCCGCACUGCCGGGACGAACGUUCCUCCCAAAUGGCCCAGCAACGAGGAAGAUCCCACGGAGAACGAGUACUCAGAGCUAAUGUUCGACGACGACAUGUUCCUCUCCUCGCCCGUACUGAACACCACAUCCAUACAAUCAGCACUCACCAAACCCACCACACCGCCCCGCGGUCGUUCCCGGAAGACAACAGUAGACCUCACCCCCGCCGCGCGAACAUCCCAUCUCAAAUUCCCACCCCCCAAAUCCGGCCUCAAAAUCCCACGGUCGCUGUUCCUGGUCGCUCCACCAGCACCUGUACGCAAAGAACCCAAGUCCAAAGCCUCGAAAGUCCGGGCUAAGAAAGAGAAAAUCACGCCGUUGACGCAAGCGAAGGAACUGGGCGGGUUGAUGCGGAGAAGUAUUAGUCAGUUGGAGUUUAAGGAUCGGAAGAUGUGGGAUGAGGAUUUGGAUGAUGAGGCGGAGGGCAUGAAGAGGGUGGGUGUUUGGGAGUGUGGGGAUGGGAUUAAGGAGGAGGAGGUGGGGGAGUGGAUUGAGGAGUGUUUGGAUAGUUGAGUGAUGAUUAGUCUGGUUUCUUAGACUCUUAGAGUCGCGAGAGUCUUUGGUGGCUCGAACCUAGCAAAAUCCUCUCAGGACUCUUAUACUGAGAUUGAGUGGUGAUUGAGGGAUUUGUACUUUUAUGUGUAUGGAUGUGGGAUUGGUAAGAUGAGUGGAUGAGGAAAAGUCAACUUUAGAACUGCCUUGUAAAUCAAGCUUGAGUUUACACGAGGAAGUAUAGUUGAAACGCAUAUCUUUCUUGUUCUAUAGUAAUG
Hymenoscyphus albidus is the source of this 2115-nucleotide messenger RNA. NCBI's taxonomy places the organism in Eukaryota, Fungi, Ascomycota, Leotiomycetes, Helotiales, Helotiaceae. The record is from the annotation of a GenBank genome assembly.